AUGGUGGGCUCAGGAACAACAACAGAUAGGAGCAAAGAAGCUGUUGGGAUGAUGGCCCUUCACGAGGCCCUCAGAAGUGUGUGUCUCAACUCGGAUUGGACUUACUCUGUCUUCUGGACCAUUCGUCCUCGACCAAGAGUGAGAGGUGGCAAUGGGUGCAAGGUUGGGGAUGACAACGGCAGCUUGAUGUUGAUGUGGGAAGAUGGAUUUUGCCGGGGAAGGGUUUCGGAUUGUUUGGAAGAGAUUGAAGGAGAGGAUCCUAUCAGAAAAUCUUUCAGCAAAAUGUCCAUUCAGUUAUAUAAUUAUGGAGAAGGGUUGAUGGGAAAGGUUACAUCUGAUAAGUGCCACAAAUGGGUCUUCAAAGAGCCUACGGAAUGUGAGCCUAAUAUAUCCAACUACUGGCAGAGCUCCUUUGAUGCUCUUCCCCCUGAAUGGAUAGAGCAGUUUGAGUCAGGUAUUCAGACAAUAGCUGUGAUUCAAGCUGGGCAUGGCCUUCUGCAACUUGGUUCUUGCAAGAUUAUUCCUGAAGACCUCCAUUUUGUGCUAAGAAUGAGACACACUUUCGAAUCUCUAGGCUACCAAUCAGGGUUCUACCUCUCCCAACUCUUCUCUUCAACUAGGAGCACUUCCUCUUCUACUUCCCUUCCUUCAAAACCAUCCACCAUUCCAAUUAGGCCACCCCCUCCACUCCUCAACUGGGGUCAGAGACCAAUGGGGUCUGCUACUUCUUUGCUACCCUCUCCUACUUUUCAACAUGCAGCCAGAAUGGGGUUCCCACAGGCCAAAGAUGAGACGCAUAUGUUCCUCAUGCCCCAUGCAUCAUCAGAGCAUGCAAGAGUGGGAGACAUCAUGGGGGAGCAUGAGAAUGACAUAAAGUGGCCAAAUGGGUUAUCCAUCUUCAAUGCACUCACCGGAAGAUCUGAUGAUGCUAAACUCUUGUUCAAUCAAGAGAGCUUGGGGAGCAAACCAGGUGAUCACAAUCCCCACCACCACUCUCUCAACCCAAAUCCCACCUCAGCUUUGCAAAAUGCUAGUGUGGCAAACCCAAACGAGUUCUUGAGCUUGGAUGGCCACACUGAAGGGGCAAGGAAAGUGGACAAGUUCAAGAGGUGUUUCACUCUACCUGCCAGAGUGGUUUCAUCUUCAUCUUCUACUUCAAUGGAUCAUCACCAUCACCAGCAAGCAGGUGUGGAGUAUAGGAAUUCAGAAGGAGGUAUGUACCAGGAUGUCAUGGAGACCUUUUUGGAGUGA
This is a messenger RNA of Sphenostylis stenocarpa, 1251 nucleotides long. The record is from the annotation of a GenBank genome assembly. Lineage: Eukaryota; Viridiplantae; Streptophyta; Magnoliopsida; Fabales; Fabaceae.